GAGACUAAAUGGCCUACUUCCAAACUUCGUGGAGCUGUUGUUCCAGUUUCUUCUGUUCACAUGGAGCCCUAAAAUUGAAGAAAGAAAAGCUGUAAAAAGAAGUAUUUGAACAAGAAAAAAAAACAGACAUUUGCAAUGUUUUCUUUACUUCGCAUCUGUAAAUAUCUUCCAAAAUUUACCCCUUUAUACGGGCAAAGAGUCCAGGCACUUGCAGCCGCGGCUGCAAAGAAAAAUACAGUUCCUGAUGCAAAUGAAACAGAGGCCCAACCUAGGUAUUUUAGAGGGAAAAAGAUAGAGGAGGAAGUUCAAAAUCCAUUUCUCCAUGAAUAUUUGUUACUGAUAGCUACUGGCUAUGAUGCAGCCAUUUUAGAUUCAUACUCAAAUUUUGUUCAAAUUGCUGCAAAAAUGGUAGAUAUGGAUGUCACAAAAAGCUUCAAUUUGCCUGCAAUACCUGAAGUAAUGAAUGUAAAAAAAGCAAAAAGCCAGUUACGAAAGGACCAAAUUCUCUACAAGUUGAAAAGACACCAGAGAUUUUUGCAGGUCAUAGAUGUUUCCGAAGACAAAAUUGAUAUUUUUGUUGAUUAUAUUCAAGAGAAUCUUCCUUGUGGCGUUCAGUUAAAACUUGAGCUUAAACGGUGGGAGGAGCAUGUAGCACCAAACCAUCCCUCUUUGCAAACUCUGGAAAAAUCAGUUUCUCGAUAUCAAAAAAGCUAGGAUUUGUUUAUAACAGCGCUAAAUGGAUGCAUGUACCUUUGCCUUUUUGCAGAUGAAAGGACACAGACAGCAAUUACAAGCGCCGAUCUCUUCUGCCUUUUGUAUCAUAAAGAGUGGACUUCUUUGAAUUUUUCUGAUGAUUUCCUUCACGGCAUGUUAUUAGAUUUUUGAAAUAAAAAUAAUAGCUGGU
Molecule: messenger RNA, 904 nt
Organism: Rhopilema esculentum
Lineage: Eukaryota; Metazoa; Cnidaria; Scyphozoa; Rhizostomeae; Rhizostomatidae
Product: small ribosomal subunit protein uS10m
Cellular component (GO): mitochondrial small ribosomal subunit; mitochondrion
Source: RefSeq, a predicted model, not a curated record